Molecule: messenger RNA, 2130 nt
Organism: Amphibalanus amphitrite
Lineage: Eukaryota; Metazoa; Arthropoda; Thecostraca; Balanomorpha; Balanidae
Exons: 3
Coding region: 1-2130 (709 amino acids)
Biological process (GO): DNA integration
Molecular function (GO): nucleic acid binding
Source: RefSeq, a predicted model, not a curated record
AUGUUGAACAGGCACGUCCGGCGUGGCGCUCAUCCUCCACCGUCAUGCAAUGAAGUAGUCGCCAGCAUCGACAAGAGCAGCAAGUUCUUCAGUAAGUUUGAUGCGAAGAACGGCUACUUCCAAGUACCGCUCGCCGAUGAGUCGAAGGAUCUGACCACGUUCAUCACCCCGUGGGGCAGAUUCCGCUUCGAGAGAUGUGUCCAAGGCCUCAGCUCAUCUGGAGAUGAGUUCAACCGCCGAGGUGAUGUCGCACUCGCUGGAAUACCCAGGACUUGCAAGGUGACGGACGAUAUCCUGUGUCACGAUGACACGUACGCAUCCCAUCUGAAGCACGUCAUCACUGUUCUGGAGCGGUGCAAGGAGCACAACAUCACUCUGAACCCAACGAAACUUCAGUUCGCUCAGUCAACAGUCGAGUACUGCGGAUUCAACAUCAGCAAAGAUGGAUACACCGUGGACCGGCGCAAACUUCGCGCAAUUUCCGACUUCCCAGUACCACAGAACCUCACCGAUCUUCGCAGCUUCAUGGGGCUCGUCAACCAGCUAGCCUCAUUCUCAACAGACACAGCGAGCGCUGCCAGCCCGCUGCGCGACCUCCUCCGGCCCCAGAACCACUGGUGCUGGACCAGCGUCCACCAACAGGCUUUUGAAGCCGUCAAAGCGACACUUGUGUCACCACCGGUCCUGGCGUUCUUCAAGCCCGGCCUGCCAACAGCCCUUCACACCGACGCCACACGACUGCAUGGCCUGUCGAGCGAUGAGGAAUAUCAAGCACUGGCAGACACGAUCCUCAACGGCUUCCCAGACCAGAAAGCCGACCUGCCAUCCAGUCUUCGAGCCUACUGGCAGGUGAAGGAAGAUCUCUCCGUCAACGACGGCAUCAUCCUGUGUGGCGCACGUCUUCUCGUUCCACGCAGCCUUAGACGAGACGUGCUCAAACGCCUCCACGCCGGACACCAAGGUAUCGAACGGACAAAGCGACGCGCUCGCCAAUCUGUCUACUGGCCCGGUCUCAACCAGCAAGUACACGAGACCGUCACAGCGUGCUCAGCCUGUCGCAAGUACCUGCCCACACAGCAGAAAGAACCGAUGCUGAGUGAUCCAGAGCCGUCUCGCGUCUUCGAAACGAUGUCCGCCGACUUCUUCUCUCAUGCGGGAAAGUCCUGGCUUGUCAUCGCCGACCGACUCUCAGGAUGGCCCAUCGCCGUUUCCAUCGACGGUGAGCCGACAUCCAGGAUCUUGGUCAGCCACUUGAGAGAGGUGUUCGCCGUCUACGGUGUCCCCAAUCAACUCAAGACCGACGGCGGGCCACAGUUCACAGCCCGCCACACCCGCACCUUCCUGGAGCGAUGGGGCGUGACGCACACGAUAUCAUCCCUACAUUACCCGCAGUCCAACGGUCAUGCAGAGGCGGCGGUCAAAGCCGUAAAACGGCUGGUUCAAAAAUGCAGCGUGUCCGGUCGCCUCGACCUCGAAGAGUUCUCGCAGGCCAUGCUUAAACUCAGGAAUACACCCCGGGAGGACGGUCGAUCACCCGCUGAGGUACUCUUCGGACACCCACUGAGGACCAUGGUGCCGAUGCACCACUCCGCCUUCGCUUGUAAAUGGCAACAGGCUGCUGACGAGUGUGACAAGCGCGCUCACACCCGACGGGAAGCCGCUCGCGAACGCUACGACGCAGCAGCCCGGCCCCUGCCGUCUCUCAAGAUUGGCUCAAAUGUCGCCAUUCAGAACAACGAAAGUGGCCUGUGGGACAGGUCCGGCGUCAUCGUCGCCAUCGGUCGCUACAGAGCCUACCUGGUGAAGCUCGCCAGCGGUCGUACACUGUGGCGGAACCGGCGCUUCCUACGACCGUAUCGCCCACUCGUUCCCGUCAGCGAACGCCGUACCGAUACUGAAGCGACGGCGCCAGCCACUGCAGCAACGGCUACCACGCCUCAGCUGUUUGCCGAAACAGCUGAACGCGGGAUAGCGGCAGAGUGUUUUGGGAUUGCCUCGUGUGUGAUCAACGUGUGGUGCGCAGAAUACACGAUAAAGCAUCAGAACAAGUCGGAAGGCGAACGUCAUGUAGAGGCACGUGAGAAGAAGAACGUGUCGCAGCAGAUGUCAGCAAAAGAGGCAGUAGGAUAA